Camelina sativa (false flax) is the source of this 1082-nucleotide messenger RNA. RefSeq names its product primase homolog protein-like. Gene Ontology annotation, molecular function: 5'-3' DNA helicase activity; single-stranded DNA binding. Lineage: Eukaryota; Viridiplantae; Streptophyta; Magnoliopsida; Brassicales; Brassicaceae. The record is from RefSeq and is a predicted model, not a curated record.
UAUAAACAGAGAACUACUGAAAUUCUCUUCAACCCUAAACAGAGAACUACUGAAAUUCUCUUCAUCUCCCAUCACCAAAUUGAAGAUCUAAAAACUAUUCAGAACACCUAAUCUCAAAUUCAGAUUCUAAAACUAUGAGUUUACCAGAUCCAAUUGCGAAUGUUGAAGAAAAAGUUACGGUGAAGAGUUUAGACCUAAAACCUCUUUGUGAUGAGGUUAAAGAGUAUUUCGCUGGAAGGUCGAUUUCAGAGAAAACACUCGAGAGAAAUCGGGUUAUGCAGAAAAUCAUAGGUGGUGAGAUUGUGAUUGCUUUUACGUAUUGGGAAAGAGAGGAGCUUGUGACUUGCAAGUACCGGUGGUAUCUAACUAGGAAGUUCAGUCUGGAAAGGAAAACAUGGGUAGCACGGAGGAUCUUGUAUGGGGUUGAUGACAUAGAACAAGCAUCUGAAAUCAUUAUAGUUGAAGGGGAAUCUGAUAAACUUGCAAUGGAAGAGGCUGGUUUUCUCAAUUGUGUCUCUGUUCCUGAUGGAGCUCCAGAUUGUGUUUCUUCAAAGCCAGUCCCACCUGAAUCCAAGGACAAGAGCUUUAAGUAUCUAUGGAAUUGCAAUGACUAUUUGAAAAAGGCGUCUCGGAUUGUUAUUGCUACUGAUGGAGAUGUACCUGGUCACUGUCUGGCUGAAGAACUUGCACGGCGUUUGGGGAAAGAAAGAUGUUGGCGUGUCAAGUGGCCCAAGAAAAGUGAUGAGGAUAAACAUUUCAAAGAUGCAAACGAGGUGCUUAUGUCUAUGGGACCUCAUGUACUCAAGGAAGCUGUUCUAAAUGCUGAGCCAUACCCUAUUCUAUAGAAGGAUUUGAAGAGACAUGAUGACUUCUAAUCAUAGAAUACAUGGACACAAGUACGGUGUUUCAAUGGGGUGUAAGAGUUGAAGUCAUGCACUUAAUUUCUUUAACAAUGGGACGGCAGUACACCGAACCUUUAAGAUAGAUAUUAGUGGCAGCGCACAUUCUAUAAACCAAUGUGAUAACUGACAAUGGUAUAUAGUAAUUUUUGUUUGUUUAAAUAAGAAAUUUAGAUUCUAAUC